Aspergillus clavatus NRRL 1 is the source of this 1620-nucleotide messenger RNA. RefSeq names its product malate synthase. The transcript is spliced from 4 exons. Gene Ontology annotation, molecular function: malate synthase activity. NCBI's taxonomy places the organism in Eukaryota, Fungi, Ascomycota, Eurotiomycetes, Eurotiales, Aspergillaceae. The coding region runs from base 1 to 1620 and encodes 539 amino acids. Gene Ontology annotation, biological process: glyoxylate cycle. Gene Ontology annotation, cellular component: peroxisomal matrix; cytoplasm. The record is from RefSeq and is a predicted model, not a curated record.
AUGAGCCAAAUCGAGGUACAGCUCAAGGAUGUCGCCAUCCUGGGCGCCGUGAACAACGAGCACCGCAAGAUCCUCACCAAGGAAGCCUGCGCUUUCCUCGCCAUCCUCCACCGCACCUUCAACUCCACCCGCAAAGUCCUGCUCCAGCGCCGGAUCGACCGCCAGGCCGAGAUCGAUAAGGGCCAUCUGCCCGAUUUCCUUCCCGAGACCAAGCACAUUCGCGAGAAUGACGCCUGGAAGGGUGCUCCUCCUGCCCCCGGUCUCGUUGACCGUCGCGUGGAGAUCACUGGUCCCACGGACCGCAAGAUGGUUGUGAACGCGUUGAAUGCGGAUGUCUGGACUUACAUGGCUGAUUUCGAGGAUUCGAGCGCCCCCACCUGGGAGAACAUGAUCAACGGCCAGGUCAACCUGUACGAUGCCAUCCGCCGCCAGAUCGACUUCAAGCAAGGAAACAAGGAGUACAAACUCCGCACCGACCGCAACCUCCCCACCCUGAUUGCUCGUGCUCGCGGCUGGCAUCUGGAUGAGAAGCACUUCACCGUCGAUGGCGAGCCCAUCUCCGGCUCUCUGUUCGACUUUGGUCUCUACUUCUUCCACAACGCCAAGGAGCUCGUCGCCCGCGGCCACGGCCCUUACUUCUACCUGCCCAAGAUGGAGUCUCACCUCGAGGCUAGACUCUGGAACGAUGCCUUUAACCUCGCUCAGGACUACAUUGGCAUGCCCCGCGGCACCAUCCGUGGUACCGUCCUGAUUGAGACCAUCACCGCCGCCUUCGAGAUGGACGAGAUCAUCUACGAGCUGCGGGACCACAGCUCCGGUCUCAACUGCGGCCGUUGGGAUUACAUCUUCUCCUUCAUCAAGAAGUUCCGCAAGCACCCCAACUUUGUCCUCCCCGAUCGCUCCGAUGUCACCAUGACCGUUCCGUUCAUGGAUUCCUACGUCAAGCUCCUCAUCAAGACCUGCCAUCGCCGUGGUGUCCACGCUAUGGGUGGUAUGGCUGCUCAGAUCCCUAUCAAGGACAACGCCGCGGCCAACGACAAGGCUAUGGAGAACGUCCGUGCCGACAAGCUGCGUGAGGUCCGUGCCGGCCACGACGGUACCUGGGUCGCUCACCCCGCUCUCGCCUCCAUUGCCUCCGACGUCUUCAACAAGUACAUGCCCACCCCCAAUCAGCUCUUCGUCCGCCGCGAGGACGUCAGCAUCACCGCCAACGACCUGCUCAACACCAACGUGCCCGGCAAGAUUACCGAGGACGGUAUCCGCAAGAACCUGAACAUCGGUCUCUCCUACAUGGAGGGCUGGCUCCGUGGUGUCGGCUGCAUCCCCAUCAACUACCUGAUGGAGGACGCUGCUACCGCCGAGGUGUCCCGCUCCCAGCUCUGGCAGUGGGUCUACCACCAGGUCACCACCUCCGAGGGCAAGAAGAUCGACAAGGCCUACGCCCUGCGUCUGCUGCAGGAGCAGGCCGACAGCCUCGCUGCCAAGGGCCCCAAGGGCAACAAGUUCCAGCUCGCGGCCCGCUACUUCGCCGGCCAGAUCACCGGUGAGGCCUAUGCGGAUUUCCUGACCAGCCUGCUGUACAACGAGAUCUCGACCCCCGGCACUGCGUCGAAACUGUGA